UUAAGAGUAAAAUAUAGAAUGAGAAAAAAGGUCGUAUUCUCAAGCAUUCUGAUAAUUAUUUGUUCUAAGGUAUGCGCAAUUAUUUUAAGUCCCCCCGUAAGAGUGUGGACUCGCCCGUGUGUAUUAGCAUGCGUUCAGUAUUCAGCCCGGCUAGCGCUGGUGUUUCAAUGGUGGCGGUGAACGGGACUGAUUUUCCUUCUAAAAGCCUAGAUUUGGAGGCUGGAAAUGGUGGAUCUGAGAGACCCUGACUGUGUACGAGGGGUUAUAGCGUCCGGGUGGCGGCUGGGAGCUGGUAGGGGCCGUAGUUUGCUGUAGUUUUGCUUUGUAGCGCUGACUUCGUGUACCGGCGAGACCGCUGCCUUCCGGUGCAGUCAUGGGGACCGUUCUUUCUCUCUCACCGCCUCGGACACGCCGGGAUUGCGGUAUCAUCCACGACGACGGGACAGUCAGUGUUUCUCACUUUAACGCCCUAAACUCUGCCAAAUGUAGCACCCAGCAGAAGGAGCCGAAAUCCUCAAAAAAACACCCCAUUUUCAUCUCCGCGCUCAGCUGGAAGAAAUUCGUGGUCAGCACCAAGAAGAAGGUGGGGAUAGGAGGCAGCAAUGUCGGGACUUCUGUCCCUAACGGGAGCGGCUCCCGACUAAAACUCAACCUUUCCACGAUCAACUCGUCCGUCCCGGGUAGCCACCACAACCUCCGAGACCCGACCGUCAAGAAAUCCUUCUCCUGCUUCAACCUAAACUCCUCUCUACAACAGAAUCCGUCCGCGAGAGCUCUGAACAACAACACCAUCAAGAAAUCCACAUCCUGCCAUCUUAGCCCCAAGAAAAUCGUCCUGCAGGCUUCAACCUCCGAGCUGCUGAAAUGUUUGGGCGAGUUUCUCAGAAAAAGAUGCCCGAAGCUGCGCGACUUUGAGCCCAGCGAUGCGGUGAUGUGGCUGAGAGCCGUGGACCGAAGUCUCUUGCUCCAAGGCUGGCAGGACCAAGCCUUUGUGUCUCCCGCAAACGUCGUGUUCGUGUAUCUGCUUUGCCGAGAGCUGGUCACAGAAGACAUCGGAACUGAACAUGAACUCCAAGCCGUGGUUCUCACAUGUCUGUAUCUCUCCUACUCCUACAUGGGCAACGAGAUCUCCUACCCGCUCAAACCCUUCCUUGUGGAGGAAAACAAGGACAAAUUCUGGGACCGCUGCUUGAAAAUCAUCAAUGAGAUGUCUGCAAAGAUGCUGAAGAUCAACUCGGACCCGAACUAUUUCACGGACAUCUUCUGCGAACUGAAAACCAUGGGGGCGAAGGGCGCGUAGGUAGGAGUUAAGAAAUGCACCUGUACUUCCUUAAGAAAAUGCACCUGUACGUCUGCAAGGAGGGAGAAGCUACUUAAGGGUUAAGACUAUCCAUAUUGUAUAAAAUUUCCCGCAUUUGGAACAGCCAUAUAUGAAUAUAGAUGACGACCGAAAAGUCCAGAUGACAUGGUAGGGUUAAAAAUUUCCUAUGAUAUCAUUCCAUACCGUCGGCAUAACAGAUGUAACAACACCCACAGCCUGCCUGUAUGUAAUAGCUAGCACUGGGUACAAAGGCAGCCAUUGUUAAAGGGAAGACACGCAGACAGGGUAUCCCCCCUAGAGAGCCCCUGGAUCCCCCCUAGACAGCCCCUGCGUUCUAGCAUCUGCCACCCAUCAGUUAAAUCAGCCCUUGAACAUGUAUAUAGACCCCCCAUCUCUGAACCUUAGGCUCAAAUAUUACCUUUAGGAACAGCUACAUAAAUGGGCACCCUGUAUUUAGAUAUUACAGUGGCAGACUAUGUUUUGACGGCUAAAAAAAAGGAACAAAAACAAGGAGGCUGGAUAGAGAAUUUAACUGUUGAAAAAAAAAAGAUGGAAUGAUUCUGUGUAUAAAUAAUAUUAGAUAUAUCCCCCACCGUCUUUUCUGAUAUAUUAUAAAAACGUGGAGGUAAACAGAUUGUAUUGUUGAGAGGAAUUUUAAUAGCCUUCCAUACCAAUACAUAAUGCAGGUGCUGUUUGGGGUCACGUGACCCAAUACAUCCCUGCAUUCACUCGUUAUUUAUUAUUCAUGACUCCAUUCUUCCAUCUGUCCCGGUAAUAUUUUUACAGCUUGGCCUGAAAUAUUUUUCCACCCAACCGGAGAAGAAAUUUGCAAUUUGUUUCCCGACGCAUCGUUCCUUGUUUGUGUAACGUUGGCUGCUUUUGUGGACUGUUUUGUGUGGGUGGCAGUUAAAUAGAAAGCAGCAUCCGCUGCGUAUUCAAACCCAUCAGACUAAAAGGAUGUGCGUAACGCUGUGGAUUCAGGCGAUGCGGUUUGAAUUAUUCAUUAGUAGCCCGUCUCCUGAAUAACAAAAAUGGCUCCCAGCCGCAGGCUUUGUUUCUGAUCCAGAUCGGAGAGAGAUGCAUGAAGGUCGUUUGGAAAAACACACCGCAAGGUCGUUGGUGGAAAUAAUCCGUCGAGAUUUCCCGUAUGGAAAAUUAAAAUCAGAUUGAUGCGCAGGUGGCUUGUGGGUAAAAUUAAAACGAACGAAAGCCGCCGAACAGAAUUCCAAUUACUUGGUAAAAAUCCAUCAUUACGUAAUGGCCGCCGACGCCCUUAUAUGGAAGAUGCCGCCCAUAUUAGGAAGGUGUAGAUGACUUGUGCAAUAUUAUCUCGCUCAGGCGAUUUUUUUGUACCAUCACACUUUUGUUGCAUCCAAGUUUUCUGUGCAAUACUAAGUUAUCGUUCGAGAAAACUGUUCUUCUCAUAGACAUUCGAAAAAGCCAUUUUUUUUACUACGACACAGACUCAUAUUUAUUCAUUGAUGCAGAUCUUUAUUUGAUGUUAUGAAGUCAUCACUCAUUUUUUUUACGGUUUGAAAGUUGAUACCUAUGGGGGCCUGGUGUUACCUAUGGGGGCAUGACUGAGGGGAUAAUAUGUACAUAUGGAGGGACUACGACCAGUGAAACUAUGUGCAACGAUUAGUGUUAUGAUUAUUAAUAUUACAUGUUAUGAUAUGGUCUAGUCUUCUCAGGUAGCUGAACAUUAGAAUAUCCUAGAAAGAGAGUUAAAAGUUGAUAAAUUGAUGUUUUUGUGACGUUCUCCAAGUAGAUACAAUGUAUUAUGAACAAUCUUAAAGCCAGUACGAGAAUCUUUGUUCGCAUCUGUGUAUAUGUUUCACUGCUGCAUGGUAUUUAUUGAAACGACAAAAAAUAAUUAUUAUAACUUAUGUGUGGAUGUGACAAUCAUAUGACGUUGUUGCAUAUUCUUUGUGUUGAAUUAUUUUUGUACAUAAAAACUAGGCCGUGCUGUAUGUUGUUGAGAACAAAGUUUGUUGAAUGAGUAACGUUAAAACCGACAUGUUGACAAUGGAUGGAGAAAAACCUGAGUUUACAAAGUGCAAAACCAGUUAUGAUGUAAUACAACUGUUGGACCACUG
Branchiostoma belcheri (Belcher's lancelet) is the source of this 3417-nucleotide messenger RNA. RefSeq names its product cyclin-dependent kinase 5 activator 1-like. NCBI's taxonomy places the organism in Eukaryota, Metazoa, Chordata, Leptocardii, Amphioxiformes, Branchiostomatidae. Gene Ontology annotation, cellular component: protein kinase 5 complex; cytoplasm. Bases 374 to 1300 code for a protein of 308 amino acids. The record is from RefSeq and is a predicted model, not a curated record. The transcript has a single exon. Gene Ontology annotation, molecular function: protein kinase binding; cyclin-dependent protein serine/threonine kinase activator activity. Gene Ontology annotation, biological process: activation of protein kinase activity; positive regulation of cyclin-dependent protein serine/threonine kinase activity.